Eruca vesicaria subsp. sativa (arugula) is the source of this 675-nucleotide messenger RNA. NCBI's taxonomy places the organism in Eukaryota, Viridiplantae, Streptophyta, Magnoliopsida, Brassicales, Brassicaceae. The record is from the annotation of a GenBank genome assembly.
AUGGCGCAGUCUCUUCUUCUUUCCAUCUUAAUAGUUCUUCUAACAUCAUCAUCAUUUGCACCCAUCCACGCCCGCAACAAAUCGCAGCCAAAGUCUCCUUCACCGGUAGCAGCUCCAGCGCCAGGACCGUCAACUUCUGAUUGCACCAGCGUUAUAUAUGACAUGUUUGAUUGUCUCUCGUACCUAACCCCCGGAUCAAAUGAUACUAAGCCCACGAAAGUUUGUUGUGGGGGAAUCCUAUCUGUUCUACAAUAUAAUCCUAACUGUGUUUGCGUCGGUAUAGAAAGUAGCAAAACUAUGGGGUUUGCCGUGAAUAACACGAGAGCUCGUGCCAUGCCUACGACUUGCAAACUCCCCAUUGUUGCCCCUCAUUGUGUUUCUCAAUCGGCUGGAACACCUAUGACUUCGCCAUCUUCGGUCGAGUCACCCACAUCUUCACCAUCUUUGGCUGAUUCCCCGGCCAAGACUGCACCGUCUCCCUCAAGUUCUGGUGCCCACCUCCCCUCAGUUUCAACACUGACCCUUGUUGCCGUUAUAGUUUCUUCUUCUCCACCUAAAUCCAAACUGUCGGUAAGACGAGUGUUCCUUAAGCUCCAGAACAUGGACGUCGAGCUUCAGCUUCAGUGGAUCGAUGGGCUUCUGAGUAUGAAGGAGGAUGGGGGUGUUGUUUAUUAG